UUUUCAUUUUGUAUGUAAAAACCCACUUGAGAACCAUGGGCGAUUUAAAAAAUUUACAGCCAGAUUUAUCACUUCUGAAACUUUUUAGAUGCCAAAGUAAUCAAGAAAAAACACAAAUAAUGCCUGUUGAUGAAAUGCAGUGAGCAAACGGCCAAUGUCCGCCAAGCAUUCUGGCUGUUGUUGUCCCUUCAGCUCUCACUUCUAUCUACCAUCAUUUCUCCUCACUUUUGGUAUUCUGAAGUAGGCUAAAUGUCUCACACGCAUAUCCCGAUUUCCAUAAUUAUUUACAGGCAAAAAUUGAAAUUUUCGGCAGGUUUUAACGGGCCCGCUACGCUGGAAACAAUAGUAAGUGCCUACCUGCAGUUCAUCGCGUGUACUCCAUUUGGAGUAGCGUAGCAACAGUACAUGGGUCGUGAUCCGACUGCCGUGAAACCUCCCUAUAACCAUCAAAUGGAGAAAGUGACAUCUGCAUGACAAGUAGUGGCUGUUUCCCCAUCCCUCAACCAAUGAAUAAUGGUUCUUAGAAAUGAUCCACAAUCGAUUCAUGUUUAAGAAGGAACUGCGAAUGCUGGAAAAUCGAAGGUAGACAAAAAUGCUGGAGAAACUCAUCAGGUGAGGCAGCAUCUAUAGAGCAAAGGAAAUAAGCAACUUUUCAGGUCUGAAGAAGGGUCUCGACCCGAAACAUUGUCUAUUUCCUUCGCUCCAUAGAUGCUGCCUCACCCGCUGAAUUUCUCCAGCAUUUUUGUCGACAAUCGAUAUAUUAUUUGUUUCUAUGGUUCGUCUUCACGAGUUUUUGGCUGAUGUAAAUUCACAUUUUGUUUAAGUAAAUAUGAUGACAACAAUUCUCUACAAACUCCUGCAUUUUUAACAAUGACCAUCUCAAAUAUCAAACCAUUCCUUUACUGGUUAAUUAUAUUUGUUAUAAUGAGAGAUAACAUUCCACAAAAUGACAACUUCCAAUGGAAUUACUCCCAAUCACACACACAGGUCAAGAAAAAGCACAUGACAACAAUGGAUCUGAUCCAAAUACCAAACGGCCACGGCAUGGCCUCGAAGAUAGACACAAAAUGCUGGAGUAUCUCAGCGGGACACCCAGCAUCUCUGGAUAGUCAAGUGUUUUAUUGCCAUAUGUCCCAGAUAGGUCAAUGAAAUUCUUGUUUGCUGCAGCACAACAGAAUAUAUAAAGGAACAGGUGACGUUUCGGGUCGAGACCCUUCUUCAGACUCAUACCACUGGGUCGGUUGCAGGCUGCCCAAGCAUGGGCAUAGCCUCUGCGAACACUGGGAUUUGUAGUCCGCACAAUCCCGAUUCCGGAACUGAAUGAGUGCAGAGCGACUGAGUGAAACUAUGUUUCCCGGGAAGCAUUGCGCGCCGGCGUGACUGACAUCUCCACUCCGCGUGACUCUGGUUGCGCUCGGAGCCGCUCGUUCGGCCGGACGGCGGUUGACCGACAGGGCCGUUUCUGAUUGGUGGCAGUAACCAAGGAAAUAGACCCCGCUCGCUCCCCCCCUGUAGUCGGUUGCCGGAUGAAACGCCGCCGCCAUGUUUACGCACGGCCGUGAGAAGGGACGUCGGCUUCAGAAAUAAUAAUAAUAAUAAUAAUGGCGUUAAUGAGAAGGAAACGACGAGGCCGCGAAGGUGGCCGUGCCAAAUAGCCGGAGGAUUUUUUUAUUUAUACGUGAGGAGACUCGCUAGCAUUUAUUUUUACACCGAGAGAGUAACGGGAAGAUACCGAAUGCUCGGAGGGCUGGCGCGUCUAUCGCCAUGAGCCGACCUUCGUCAGCCGGCGGCGGGAAAACAGGGAAACACACGGCGGCGGCCGUGGCGGCAACGGGUGGUGGCGGUGCUGCUGCUGGAGGAGGCGGUGGAGGAGGAGGUGGCGGCGCCGGCGGUAGUUCAACUAUAGCAGCAGCGGCGGCGGCGGCAGCAGCGGCUGCGGCGGCGGCGGCGACGACGGCUGCCGGAGGUUCCACCCCGCCUCAGCCCGAGCUCACUUCCCUCUUCGAGUGUCCAGUCUGCUUUGAUUAUGUUCUGCCCCCCAUCCUACAAUGCCAGGCCGGCCACUUGGUGUGCAACCAAUGCCGGCAAAAACUUUCUUGCUGUCCGACAUGCAGGGGCCCGCUCACCCCCAGCAUCAGAAACCUGGCCAUGGAGAAGGUGGCUUCUACCAUCCCUUUCCCAUGUAAGUACGCCUCGGCUGGUUGUCUCUUGUCGUUGCACCACACGGAAAAGCCAGAGCAUGAAGAGGUGUGUGAAUUUCGCCCAUACAUGUGCCCGUGCCCAGGAGCCUCCUGCAAGUGGCAAGGAUCAUUGGAGGCAGUCAUGCCUCAUCUCAUGCAUGCGCAUAAAAGCAUUACAACGCUUCAAGGGGAGGACAUAGUAUUUCUGGCAACUGACAUCAACCUUCCUGGUGCUGUGGAUUGGGUUAUGAUGCAAUCCUGCUUUGGUCACCACUUCAUGCUGGUGUUGGAGAAACAAGAGAAGUAUGAAGGCCACCAACAAUUUUUUGCUAUUGUUCUUCUGAUAGGCACGCGAAAGCAAGCAGAAAACUUUGCCUACAGACUGGAAUUAAAUGGUAACCGUAGACGCCUCACAUGGGAGGCCACUCCAAGGUCGAUCCACGAUGGAGUUGCAGCAGCAAUCAUGAACAGUGAUUGUUUAGUUUUUGAUACUUCAAUUGCUCAUCUUUUUGCAGAUCAUGGGAACCUGGGUAUUAAUGUUACUAUCUCAAUGUGCUAAUUGCAUUGUUAUAAUACAGCUGUUUACAUGUAACCAAUAGAAUGUUUGUUUGAUUCGGAGGAUGCAGUAGGCAAAAGAAUGCAGUUCUAUAUACUUCUAAGCACCGUGCUUGUGUAAUUGGUGCUCGCCCAUUUGACUGCUUCAUGAAUGCAUGUUGUGGAAUGUAAUGCUCAGCACGUGGUUCCAGAUCUGACUAAGAGAAGAUGGAAACAAAACAGCAAAACCAAUCCAAGUUGAUGAAGCCGUUUUAUAAAUGGUUGUUUUAAAAAAAAGACAUCUUUCCCUGCUUUGUGUUUCUUUAAAUUUACUUGAGGCAAGUUAUUCAAGAUGUAUUUAUAUUACGGGUCCAGUGUAUAGAACUACAUUAUAUGCCACAUCAGUACUUAAAUGCAAAGCCAGUAGAUGCUUGUGCCUAUCUUAAAUAUGCUUCAGGACAACAGUAUCGUAAUAGUUAUUUAUGAAAAUCAAUAAUGUUGAAAUGAAAAGUCAUGGAAUGAAUUUAUUCUCUGUUCUUUGCCAUGGAAACUGGAUUUUGUUGCAAUUUUCUUUUGGGCGAAAAGGCAGGAACAAAGUUGUAAAGAGCAGCAAUGAGGAUUCCCUUUAAGUAAAGCAGUCAAUGAUAAAUUAA
Messenger RNA from Leucoraja erinaceus (little skate), 3367 nucleotides. It is a transcript of the gene siah2l, whose product is annotated as seven in absentia homolog 2 (Drosophila)-like. Gene Ontology annotation, molecular function: zinc ion binding; ubiquitin conjugating enzyme binding; ubiquitin protein ligase activity. Lineage: Eukaryota; Metazoa; Chordata; Chondrichthyes; Rajiformes; Rajidae. Gene Ontology annotation, biological process: multicellular organism development; proteasome-mediated ubiquitin-dependent protein catabolic process. The record is from RefSeq and is a predicted model, not a curated record. Bases 1765 to 2739 code for a protein of 324 amino acids. Gene Ontology annotation, cellular component: cytoplasm. The transcript has 2 exons.